Molecule: messenger RNA, 1412 nt
Organism: Drosophila sechellia
Lineage: Eukaryota; Metazoa; Arthropoda; Insecta; Diptera; Drosophilidae
Exons: 2
Coding region: 930-1277 (115 amino acids)
Source: RefSeq, a predicted model, not a curated record
AGCAUUGAAGUGCAAACGAUGCCCGCCCACACAGACACACCCACGGGGGGAUUGGGAAUUGUAAGGCAGCCAAGCGCCAUGCUGCCAGGAUGCCAGGAUGCCCGGCUGUCGAGCUUCCAUGCCAAAACCAAACCAAGCCAUGCCAUGCCAGGCUAUGCCAUACCAUGCUGUACCCUGCCCGUGCCACCAUCCUAUCCAGUGCCGUAGUUGGAGCACUCACGCAAAUUUCAAUUUUUUUCACACCACUGCUCCGUGCUCUGUUUGCGCCCCUUGUGCCCCCCGCUACCCAGAGUCGCUGCCAUAUUGUGGCCAUGCCUUUGCGCAGCCGACAAAGGUGUCGGAAGUGGUAUUCUUCAGACUAAAGCUGUUUUACCACCUUCGGUAUCUCAGGAGAGCACAAUCAUCCAUUGAUAAAUUUAGUCCUAAUAGCUUUUAAAUUAGUUUUAUUUUUGUGUCUUACCCUUAAUCAUGCUAGAACUCGAAGUUUUUUAUUUUUUUUUUAUUUAUAUUUUGCGACUGUUAUAUUCAGUUCGAUUUGAACGGAUUUGUCGGUUGUUUCGAGCCGUCAUGCUUUCGUUCUUGGAAGCACGCGCCAGCACACAUACACACAGACACCCACCCAAACACUCGCACUUGAACACACACACAGGAGCACCAAUAUAGGCGGAGUGGAGCACUAUGGGGAAUUUGACCUGAUUUGUUAGCAAAAAUGUGUUUUUAAAAAUAUAGCAAAGUUUCAAAAUUCGCUUUCUUAACGGACUUAGAAUUGGUCAAAGGUUAAUGUUAUGUAACGCAAAUGUAAAGUUAACAGUCCAAUUUUACAAAAUAACAGCUGUAAAGUCAGCUGUUGCAAAUAUAAAGCACGUGGCAUCGGUGAUUCUCCUUUUGUUAGUUAUCGACUUUGGAGAAGGACUGACACCUUGAGCACCAUGUGUUUCAAUGUACUGGGCGUGAGCAAUCUUCUACCCGAUUGCAGCAUUGCAAACCAGGUCCAUCUGUACUCUUUGCUGCAGCAACUCCAGAACCAGGAUCGUCGUCCGGAGGAAGUGAGUGACGAGUUGCGGGAUCGCUACAACGUAUUCCGCCAGGUUUUGCCCAACUACCCGGCACCGGAACAGCCAGACGACGAUCUGCUAAUAUUCGUUGAUGAGUUGUUCCUGGACCAGCCUAUUGCAUCGACCUUCACAGACAUUGAAUCAUCCGGCGGGGAGACCUGCGAAUCCAGUCUGGAUAGUGACUCCGGGCAGAUCGGCAUCGGGAUGGACCGUCACCAUUAGACCACAUUCAUUUAAAAAGUGAAAUUAUGUCUUUCGUCAAUUCCCAAGUGAAGGAGUUGCGUUAAACUUAAUGAAAGUAAAACGUGGCCAUUAAAUGUUCACGACAAUAAAAAUGGAAAAUCCAGCAUAAAAUUA